This is a messenger RNA of Miscanthus lutarioriparius, 1578 nucleotides long. The record is from the annotation of a GenBank genome assembly. Lineage: Eukaryota; Viridiplantae; Streptophyta; Magnoliopsida; Poales; Poaceae.
AUGGAAAACCCAACGCCGCCGACCGAUCCUGCCUCCGCGGCCGCCGCCACGGGCGCCACGCCAACGCCGUCGCCGUCGCGUCAGCUGCCGGACUUCCAGCAGUCGGUGCGGCUCAAGUACGUGAAGCUGGGGUACCAUCACCUCAUCACCCACGGCAUGUACCUGCUGCUGACCCCGCUGAUGGUGCUGGUCGCCGUGCACCUCUCCACGCUGUCCCCGCGCGACGUGGGCGACCUGUGGGAGCACCUCCGCCUCAACCUCAUCUCCGUGGUGGCCUGCUCCACGCUGCUCGUCUUCCUCGGCACGGCCUACUUCCUGACCCGCCCGCGGCCCGUGUACCUGGUGGACUUCGCCUGCUACAAGCCGGGUCCCGAGCGGCGGUGCACGCGCGACACCUUCAUGCGCUGCUCCAGGCUCACCGGCUGCUUCACGGACGCCAGCCUCGAGUUCCAGCGCAAGAUCCUGGAGCGCUCGGGGCUCGGCGAGGACACGUACCUUCCCCCCGCCGUCACGCGGGUGCCGCCCAACCCGUCCAUGGACGAGGCGCGCGCGGAGGCGCGGGAGGUGAUGUUCGGCGCCGUGGACGAGCUGCUGGCCAAGACGGGCGUGAAGCCCAAGGACAUCGGGAUCCUCGUGGUGAACUGCAGCCUGUUCAACCCGACGCCGUCGCUGUCGGCCAUGGUGGUGAACCACUACAAGCUGCGCGGGAACGUGGUGAGCUACAACCUCGGCGGGAUGGGGUGCAGCGCGGGGUUGCUGUCCGUGGACCUCGCCAAGGACCUGCUGCAGACGCACCCGGGGUCGUACGCGCUGGUGAUCAGCACGGAGAACAUCACGCUCAACUGGUACUCGGGCAACGACCGCUCCAAGCUGGUGUCCAACUGCCUGUUCCGGAUGGGCGGCGCGGCGGUGCUGCUCUCGAACCGGCGGUCCGACCGGCGGCGGGCCAAGUACGAGCUGGUGCACACGGUGCGCACGCACAAGGGCGCCGACGACCGGUGCUUCGGCUGCGUGACGCAGGAGGAGGACGGCGAGGGCGUUUUGGGCGUGUCGCUGUCGAGGGACCUGAUGGCAGUGGCCGGCGACGCGCUCAAGACCAACAUCACGACGCUGGGCCCGCUGGUGCUGCCGCUGUCGGAGCAGCUGCUGUUCAUGGCCACGCUGGUCGCCAAGAAGGUGCUCAAGAUGAAGAAGGUGAAACCCUACAUCCCGGACUUCAAGCUGGCGUUCGAGCACUUCUGCAUCCACGCGGGCGGGCGCGCCGUGCUGGACGAGCUGGAGAGCAACCUGUCGCUCACGGACUGGCACAUGGAGCCGUCGCGGAUGACGCUGCACCGGUUCGGGAACACGUCCAGCAGCUCGCUCUGGUACGAGCUGGCCUACAGCGAGGCCAAGGGGAGGAUCCGGCGGCGCCACCGGGUGUGGCAGAUCGCGUUCGGGUCGGGGUUCAAGUGCAACAGCGCCGUGUGGAGGGCGCUCCGGUCGGUGAACCCGGCGGAGGAGACCAACCCGUGGAUAGACGAGAUCGACAGGUUCCCCGUGGAUGUUCCCAAGGUCUCCAAGGUUUCCAGCGAGUGA